Molecule: messenger RNA, 1802 nt
Organism: Tilletiopsis washingtonensis
Lineage: Eukaryota; Fungi; Basidiomycota; Exobasidiomycetes; Entylomatales
Product: putative CCT4-component of chaperonin-containing T-complex
Exons: 7
Coding region: 1-1692 (563 amino acids)
Biological process (GO): protein folding
Cellular component (GO): chaperonin-containing T-complex
Molecular function (GO): ATP-dependent protein folding chaperone; ATP binding; ATP hydrolysis activity
Source: RefSeq, a predicted model, not a curated record
AUGUCUGCCGCUGGCCCAGUCGUGCCCUCGGGCGGCGGCGCGCCGCGCGAGCGCCGCGCCUUCAAGACACAGGACAAGCCCGACGAGGUGCGCCGCUCCAACCUCAGCGCGGCCAAGGCCGUCUCCGACGCGAUCCGCACCAGCCUGGGCCCCAAGGGCAUGGACAAGAUGAUCCAGACGGCCACCGGCGAGGUCGUCAUCACCAACGACGGCGCCACGAUCCUCAAGCACAUGGCCGUCAUGCACCCGGCGGCACGCAUGCUCGUCGAGCUCUCGCAGGCGCAGGACGUCGAGGCCGGCGACGGCACGACCUCCGUCGUCGUCAUUGCCGGCUCGCUGCUCGGCGCGGCGGAGAAGAUGCUCAACAAGGGCAUCCACCCGACGCUCAUCGCCGAGAGCUUCCAGCGCGCGGCGACCAAGGCCGUCGAGUACCUGACGGACAUUGCGACGCCGAUUGAGCUGAAGGACAAGGAGAGCCUGCUGCGUGCGGCCAGCACCAGUCUGAACUCCAAGAUCGUGUCGCAGUACUCGUCCGUGCUGGCGCCCAUCGCCGUGAACGCCGUGACGCGCCUCUUGAACCCUGCUGCGCCGGCCUCGCGGCCCAAGUCGCCCGAGGCCACGUCCGCGGCGCUGCUUUCGGGCGACUCGCCCGCCAGCACGGCCGAGCAGGAGACCGUCGACCUGCGCGACAUCCGCCUCGUCAAGAAGGUCGGCGGCACCAUCGACGACACGGAGCUCAUCGAGGGCCUCGUGCUCGAGCAGAACGUCGUCACGGGCUCCGGCGGCCCGACGCGCAUGGAGAAGGCGCGCAUUGCCGUGUGCCAGUUCCAGCUGAGCAGCCCGAAGCCUGACAUGGACAACCAGAUCGUGGUCAACGACUACCGCCAGAUGGACAAGAUCCUCAAGGAGGAGCGGCAAUACCUGCUGAACAUGUGCAAGAAGAUCAAGAAGACGGGCUGCAACGUGCUGCUGAUCCAGAAGUCGAUCCUGCGCGACGCCGUCAACGAGCUGGCGCUGCACUUCCUCGCCAAGCUCAAGAUCCUCGUCGUCAAGGAUAUUGAGCGCGAGGAGAUGGACUUUGUGUGCAAGACGCUCAACGCCAAGCCCAUUGCCGACAUCGAGGCGUUCAGCGAGGACAAGCUGGCGACGGCCGACCUCGUCGACGAGGUGCAGCAGAGCGGCGCCAAGGUGUGCAAGAUCACCGGCAUCAAGAACAUGGGGCGCACCGUCUCGGUGCUCUGCACGGGCGCAAACGCCCUCGUGCUCGGCGAGAGCGAGCGCAGUCUGCACGACGCGCUGUGUGUAGUGCGCUGCCUCGUCAAGAAGCGCUUCCUCAUCGCUGGUGGCGGCGCGCCCGAGGUGCACGUCGCACGGCUCCUCGCCGAGCACGCGCAGACGCUCACGGGCAUGGAGGCGUACUGCUUCCAGGCCUACGCCGAGGCGCUCGAGGUCAUCCCGACGACACUGGCCGAGAACGCCGGUCUGAACCCAAUCUCCAUCGUCACGGAGCUGCGCAACCGGCAUGCCCUCGGCGAGCGCACCGCCGGCAUCAACGUCCGCAAGGGGCAAAUCACGAACAUCCUCGAGGAGAACGUGCUGCAGCCGCUGCUCGUCAACACGAGCGCAAUCGAGCUCGCCACCGAGACGGUCUCGUUGCUGCUGCGCAUCGACGACUACCACCUCACGCGCUGAGCGUGCUGGGCUGCGGGAGGACGACGAGAGAUGGGUCUUCGGGGCGGGGUCACGCGCGCAGGGGAGCUGGGACGACUGCGGCACAAAAGGCACAUCGCGUGGGCACAGAC